Aphis gossypii (cotton aphid) is the source of this 3012-nucleotide messenger RNA. RefSeq names its product protein apterous-like. The transcript has 6 exons. Lineage: Eukaryota; Metazoa; Arthropoda; Insecta; Hemiptera; Aphididae. Gene Ontology annotation, cellular component: nucleus. Gene Ontology annotation, biological process: neuron differentiation; regulation of transcription by RNA polymerase II. Bases 729 to 2447 code for a protein of 572 amino acids. The record is from RefSeq and is a predicted model, not a curated record. Gene Ontology annotation, molecular function: DNA-binding transcription factor activity, RNA polymerase II-specific; RNA polymerase II transcription regulatory region sequence-specific DNA binding.
GCGUCGACCGGCCGAUCUCGCGGAGACGGCGUAAAAAAAACCACCUCGCCGGUUCAGUCUGUACGCGCGCAAGCCCGUGUGUACGUUCGUCGACGCCGCCGAUAAUAAACGUUUCGCGUGCGCCGCCGUGUGUGCCGUGUCCCGCCGCCGCCGCCGAUCCUGCAGAAGUGAAAAAGAGCAUGCGCGCAACCCAGGACGACGACGACAAUAAUAAUAAUAAUAAUAACAUUAUAUAGACCGGAGCAGGAGCAGGACGACGCCGAAGACGAUUUUUUUUUCACUUCAUCCUUAUCAUUACUUUCGCUUCGUUUUUUAUUUCUGUCGCCCACCGCCGCCGCCGCCGCCGCCACGGCCGUUGAUACCUGUAUUAUAUAAGCCCAGUGCGUAUUCGGACUUUCAGACCCAAAACCCGAGUCCUCGGCGUAGGCGUUUACUACCUCCACCGGAACACCAUAUUAUUGUAUUAUCAUAAUAUACUUCUCCGAAGUCGUUAUAAUAAUCCGCAGCAUCGCGAAGUCAAUUGUGGCCGCUUCCCAUCGUGCAGAGCCAACUCGCGGUUACCUGUCGAUCGCGCUGUACGUGUUACAAUAUUCCGAGCCGCUCCUACUCUAGCAACAGUAGAAUCAUUGUCGAUGACACCCUCGUCUUCGCUGCCGAAAGACUUCAACUAGAGACACGCAAUCGUUGCACACGAAUCACUUGUACAACGCGUCGCAUUGGCAGCCCUGAUGGGCGUGUUUGAAGACCUGGCCAAUCAGAAACCCGGAAUGCAUUGGCAGCAUGACCGCCAUCACACCAUGCUGGCCAACCCGUACGACCCGUCCAGAGACCUGAGCCCAAACUUGCCGACCACGUCGUGCCGAGGUCAGGAUCUGACCAACGUGUUCGGCGUGGUCGGCGUGGUCGGCGGCGGCAGUGGCGCACACGGACAGUGUUGCACGUUCAAGUCUGAGUUCGACGACGACUGCGCUACCUCCGACUGCUGCAGCAAAGUGUCUCCGCCGCCGCCACCGCCUCCGAUUUCCGUCAUGGGACGCGACGACUUCCGCAGCGGCCCGCUGCAAGCCGUCCCAUGCAAACAGGAACUAGAAACUGCGGGCCACGGGCUCGGUUCGUCGCCUUCCGGACACCAUCACAAUCACCAGCUAUUGCACCACCAUCAUCACCAUCAUCUCGGUGGUGGCUACGGGUCGCCUCCGGAACCGUCCUCGUCGCCGCCGCCGUCCGGCCACAUGACGUCUUACGGCAGCGGUGGCGCUUACGAGUCGUCGCCGCCCGCCGCCGACAUGAUGGUCCGGCCGAAACGGGAACAGGCCGAGGUGAACCUGUGCGACGGAUGUGGUCUGAAAAUCCUCGACCGUUACUACCUGUUCGCGGUCGACAAGAGAUGGCACGCCACGUGUCUGCAGUGUUCCCAGUGCGCCCGGACCCUGGCCACCGAAAUCAAAUGUUUUUACCGGGACGGCAACAUUUACUGCAAAGCCGACUACCAAAGGUUGUACGGCAUACGGCGGUGCGGCCGAUGCCAGGCGGCCAUUUCGCCGUCGGAGCUUGUGAUGCGAGCUCGGGACACGGUUUUCCACGUGCCGUGUUUCAGUUGCACCGUCUGCUUGGCGGUACUGACCAAAGGCGAUCAGUUCGGCAUGCGCGACGGAGCGGUGUUUUGCCAGCACCAUUACCAACAGUUCGGACCUUCGUCACAGGGCCAACAGCAACAGUCACCGCUGCCGAGGACCAUCAUGCCUCCGUCGAUGACGCCCGUCCAGUCGCCGUAUCCUUCGUCCAGGGCGCUCGAGUCACCCGCGCCCGGUGCCGGAUCGUUCUUCAACGGCGGUUCGGCGGCGACCGGUGGCGGAGGAGCGCCCGCCGUUCCCGCGCCCGCUCAACCCCGGCAGAAGGGCCGUCCCAGAAAGCGCAAACCCAAAGACUUGGACGCCAUGACCGUCAAUAUGGACAUGAACUCAAGUGAUUCGUACAACAUGGAAAUGGCGUUCGGUCCAGGCGGCUUAUCGUCCGGUGCGGGCGGUAACGGUGGUCCCGGGUCCGGUCACCAGCGGACGAAACGCAUGCGCACGUCGUUCAAGCACCACCAACUGCGCACCAUGAAGUCAUACUUCCAUCACAAUCAUAACCCCGACGCCAAGGAUCUCAAACAACUCUCGCAAAAGACCGGCCUUCCCAAACGGGUGUUACAGGUUUGGUUUCAAAACGCUCGAGCCAAGUACAGGCGGACGGCCACCAAACAAGACGGGGGUCUAGGAUCGUUGGCGCCGCCGUCAAUAAAACCCGACAAAAGCUGUUCGGAAAGCUCGACGGGCUCGACCGGCAUCGAAGCGGUUAUGUUCCACCAACAGCAGCAGCAGCAACAGCAGCAACAACACCACGCUAUGCAGAUGAGCCCCAGGAGCUAUUUGAGCACAUCGUCACCGAUGGAAUGCGGGUCGUAGAGAACUAUCGUAAAGAAUAUAUAAUAUUAUCGUCUAACGUUUCCUUUAUCAUAGUAUAUCAUAAUAUUAUUAUACAGAAACAUAGUAUAUUAUAUGUAUAACUCAUGUGUAUAUAUAGGGGGGAUUACGAAUAAAGUAAUAUAUUAUAGUUAUAUAAACGUCGGUGUUUAUAUAUGUAUGAAAAAAAUAAAUAUAAGAACAGCGAAAAGCCAGUUUUGUAUACGUGCAAUAUUUUCAAAACAUAUAUAAGUAACUUAAGUUGUUGUUUUUUUUUUUUUUUUUUAAUUAAAUAUUUAUAUUGUUGAAAGUAUAACGGUUUGAAAAAAAAAUAAUGAGAGAAAAAAAUACUAUUAGUCUUUAGUAACGAUGUUCGAGAGUAGUAUAUAUAUAUACAUAUAUAUAUAUAUAUAAUAUAAAUACAUACUUAAUAAGCGUAACUUGUAUAAAUCGAUGUUGUCCUUACUUCCCUUGUGUCUAUAUACAUAUACUUUGUAAAACAUGUACAUUUCUCUUAAAUAAAAAAUAUUGUGGUGACAUUUUAAUAAUUUACAAAAAUGUAUCGUUA